UGUUUUGUAGACUACAGUGAACACUGUCAUGGAUACACCUGAAAGCCCGACCCACUCCCCCCAGUCUCUUGAGGAGGAGGAGAAGGGCCUCUCUGACAGUGAACUUCUGAAUUCUCCUAAUGAAGAGGACAGAGUCAUCUCAGACAGUGAGAUAGUCCAUGAAGAGAACGGACAGUUGUUGGAGGAAGAAGAGGAAGACAAAGUUGUAGGAAGCAGAGAAAGGGGUUCAGAUUUAGAUGAGUUGGAAGAAGAGGAUGAAGUAGUCCCUGACUUUGUUUCUGAUGUUGAAGAUGAGGAGCCUGUUACUGACGGAAUGGAAAUGGGACAGGAGGAUGAGACCAUUGUGCUGAUGGAGGGGGAUGAGGACGGGCCACAGGAGAGUCAUUUGGGUGGAAAUGAAGUUGAAGAAGGGGAGGAGGAAGAGGAUCGAGUCAUUGACACCCCGCAGUCUCCAGACUCUGAGCCAGAACGCGUCAAGAGCACCAUUGCUGAAGAAGACGGCGAAGAUGAGGACGAGGAGGGAUACGCAGAUGAUAGGACGGAUACUGCAGCAGAACCUGUUGCAGAAACAGCAGAGGUGGAUGAUGAGGAGGAUGAAGAGGAGGAGGAGGAAGACAAAAACAAGACAAAGGGGGAUGAGGAAGAAGAAAGAAGAGCUGAGGAGAGAAGGAGAGCAGUUAUGGUCAGGGAAAUAACUGACGACUCAGCGUCAGUUUCCCGUGAGCUGGAUGAGCAUGAGUUGGAUUACGACGAGGAGGUUCCCGAAGAGACCAACAUCCCUAUACACUUGGAGGAUGAGGAGGAGGAAGAUGCAAAGGCAGAAGGAGAUGAUGUGGAUAAAAGCGAAGACACAAGCAGCAGUAAGAAGGAGGAGAAAAAGCGCAUCCUUCCCCCUUCUCCUGGUGAUGGUGAGUCUAAGAAAACUGAGGACUCCAAGGGGCUAGAAAGAAUGCGAAGAGAUUCCCUCCGGGACAAGAAGAAAGAUGAGGAUGACGGAGAGAUUGAUGAAGGAGAGAUUGAUGAUGACGAUCUGGAGGAGGGGGAGGUCAAAGAUCCCUCAGACAGAAAGAUCAGACCACGUCCAAUCUGCAGAUUCUUUGUCAAAGGAAAUUGUACUUGGGGGAUGAACUGUAGGUUUAUCCAUCCUGGAGUCAACGACAAAGGUAACUAUUCCCUCAUCAGUAAACCAGACCCUUUCUCACCUAAUGGAGCGCCCCCUGGAGGACCACAUCCACUCAUGCAAAAUAGCCCCUGGGGGGGCCCUGCAGUAGAGGAGCUUCCUCCUCCCCCUCCUCCUCCAAUGGAGCCUCCUGUGGAGAGUGCUUGGGAGCGUGGCCUGAGACAUGCUAAAGAGGUGCUGAAGAAAGCAACCAUCCGUAAGGAACAGGAGCCGGACUUUGAAGAGAAGCGGUUCAACGUGACCAUUGGUGAGGAUGACAGAGAGUUUGACAAGGAGAAUGAUUUCUUCAGAGAGCGCAGCUACCGCAUCAUCAGAGAUGAACUCGAUUUCAGAGAUCCAAUCUAUGGCGAUCCAUAUGCUGAUCCAUACUAUGACUAUGAAAUGGAAGCCCUGUGGCGAGGUGGUCAAUAUGAAAACUUUAGAGUGCAAUAUACGGAAGCACCCCUUCCAUAUCACUACAUCGACCAUGAAAGAGACCGUGAUCCCCGAGAACGACACCGGGACCGAGAGAGGGAGCGAGAUCACCGUGAGAGGGAGCGUCGUCAGAGGGAGAGGGAGCGAGAGAGGGAACGUGAGAAAGAGAGGGUGCGAAGGAAAGAAGAGUGGGACCGGGAUAGAAUGAAACGUGAUGAGAAGGAGAGGCCGAGGGAGCGUGCUGCUCGAGAACCCAGGGAGAGAAAAGAGGAGGACAAACUGAAACCACGCUCUCCCAUCAACAUGCCACCAAAGUAAGUUUAAAUUUAAAGUC
This is a messenger RNA of Thalassophryne amazonica, 1928 nucleotides long. Its product is annotated as zinc finger CCCH domain-containing protein 18-like. The record is from RefSeq and is a predicted model, not a curated record. The transcript has 8 exons. Bases 29 to 1912 code for a protein of 627 amino acids. Gene Ontology annotation, molecular function: metal ion binding. NCBI's taxonomy places the organism in Eukaryota, Metazoa, Chordata, Actinopteri, Batrachoidiformes, Batrachoididae.